Ylistrum balloti is the source of this 4495-nucleotide messenger RNA. Its product is annotated as LIM domain kinase 1-like. The transcript has 13 exons. Gene Ontology annotation, cellular component: cytoplasm; nucleus. Gene Ontology annotation, molecular function: protein serine/threonine kinase activity; protein binding; ATP binding. The record is from RefSeq and is a predicted model, not a curated record. Gene Ontology annotation, biological process: protein phosphorylation; actin cytoskeleton organization. The annotation marks the transcript as partial. Lineage: Eukaryota; Metazoa; Mollusca; Bivalvia; Pectinida; Pectinidae.
ACAGAAAGAGAUCACACUUGUGCCGGAUGUUCGCUAAAUAUUGAGGAGGAAUCUUAUGUGGAGGCUUUGAGUUAUGACUGGCAUCCUCAAUGUUUCAGGUGUUCAAAGUGUGAAAAGUGCCUCUCUAACUGGUACUUUGAGAGGAAUGGCCGACUUUACUGUAAACAAGAUUACUGGACUCUAUUUGGAGAUGCCUGCAACAAGUGUACUGAGACAAUUACAGGUCCAGUUAUGGUGGCAGGCGAGCACAAGUACCACCCAGAAUGUUUUGUCUGUUUUAACUGCAAUAAUUUUAUAGGAGAUGGCGAGACUUAUGCACUGGUAGAACGAUCCAAGUUGUUCUGUGGGAAAUGCUACAAAGCAGUGAUGUCACCCCUAGGGGACAGUCCAGGAAGAAGGAAGACUCACUGUAUACAGUUGGUAGAGCUUCCUCCCACUCCAGAGGCAGAAAAUCAUGGUCUACAAUAUUCAGUGGAGAACCGCAUGUCAAGUCUGAGUCCCCGGGCGAGAGAGAGUCUGUCUGUAUCACCAAUGAUAAAAAUUACAGACUUAGACCAGAGCCCAGAGUUGGAGUCACUUCAAAUAGGGGAUCGGAUUUUAGAAGUAAAUGGUCUUAGUGUCCGUGACAGUUCUCUGGAGGAGAUUGACUCGGUUCUGAAGCACACUAAAGACGUUCUCCACCUGACCGUAGAAAGAGAUCCUUCACCUCUCAGGUGUCAUCCUCCUGACAACUCCACAUGUUCUCUCUCCGAGAGUUCCUCCCCCUCCCCAACAUCACCUACCACCCCACAGUUCAUCAACGUAAAUGGGGUCAAUGUUCAACGACGCCCAAAGUCACGUCUUAGUGCCAAACAUUUAAGUCCCUCUCGCCGUCGCAGUAAGUCACCCUCCCCUAUACCUCCAAGUCGACAAAAAAGUGUUGACUUGUCACGUGCUAGCUCUCUACGACAACAGCCUCAAACCCACCGUGUAUUCCGAGCAUCUGACCUGAUUCAUGGUGAGGUGCUUGGCAAGGGCUUUUUUGGUCAGGCAGUAAAGGUCACACACAGGGUCACAGGGGAGAUAAUGGUGCUAAAGGAGAUGUGUCGCUUUGACGAGGCGACACAGAAGUCUUUCCUAAAAGAGGUAUCGGUGCUAAGAAGUCUAGACCAUCCUAAUGUUCUCCAGUUCCUAGGGGUGCUGUACAAAGAUAAAAAACUUAACCUAGUAACAGAGUUUAUGGCUGGUGGAACUUUAAAGGAAUUGCUACAUGAUAUGACAAAGCCCUUGUCCUGGACCAGACGCAUUAACAUCACUAAAGACAUCUCUAAUGGCAUGGCCUACCUUCACAAGAUGGAUAUCAUUCACAGAGACCUCAACUCCAACAAUUGUUUUGUCAAGCAGGACUUGACGAUAGUAGUGGCUGAUUUUGGACUGGCAAGAGUUAUUCCAGAUGAGAGGUACCGACGGCCAGAUACAAGUGCCACCAAACCUACUCGAAGUGUGGCCAAGAGAAGAUUUCAGAGGAAGAAGAGGUACACGGUAGUGGGAAGCCCAUACUGGAUGGCUCCAGAAAUGAUGACGGGCAAGUCCUAUGAUGAGAAAGUCGACUUAUUUUCUUUUGGGAUCGUCAUGUGUGAGGUGAUUGGUCGAGUGUUUGCUGAUCCAGAUUACUUGCCCAGAACUCUAGACUUCGGUCUGAAUGCUGAAGCUUUCUACGAGAAGUUCUGUACAGAUACAAGUUGUCCUGCAGCAUUCUUCAAGGUGGCCGUCAUGUGUUGUCAAAUGACCCCGGAUAACAGACCAAGUUUUGAGAUGGUGACCAUGUGGUUUGAUAGUCUGUCAUUCCACCUGGAACAUCAAGGAGCUCUACCUGCAGAUCUCAAGGGUGAUCCAGUACAGUUUUACUUCUCUCUCAAAGACACACUACACCCAAAGAAACUAGACAAACAAACGUCCUCUUGUCCAGAUUCUACCAAACCACGUAGCCGGCGGUCAAGUCUCCACAUCAUCAAUGAAAAGACUGUAGACCAAGUACCACACAUGAAGACUCCGAAUAAAACUGACAAUUGUGUUAAGAGUGUGGACCAAACAGACAUAUGUUCAAAGUGUCAAGACCAACAGCAGAAUCCAGUUAAGGGAGGUGAUGAUAAACCUACUAAUUCUUGUCAAAAGUGUGAAAAAAUAUGGAAAUCUCAAACAAAUGGGGAUAGCUGUGCUAAAUGUUGUUCUUUGAAACAUGAAGUUUUUGCGGACUCGCAAAAGUCUACCGCGUCUAGAAAUAUGUGUGAUUCCAAAGUAAAGAAUGAAACAAUACAUGAUAAAUCAUCAACCAAUCACAAUCAUGCAGUUGAUAGCUCACAAGUGACCCAGGAUUUAAAAGGUGAAACACCUGAUCUUGUAGCUUCUGAUUCAGUGAAUGGUAGCUGCCCUAAGCUUACAUCAGUGUGUAAAGAGGAGAGUAAGUCAGAUAUUGAAAUGUCAUUUGGUGCUACAAACAGUGACAGUAGAAGCUCAACACCGGAGGAACCGCAUUGUAAAAAGCCUGCCAAUGAUUUUGUCACAAAACCCAUUCCAUCAGAAAAUGAUACAAACUUGCCAAAUUGUAACACAAAUGAAUCAUCAGAACAGGUUAGUAAUGAUGCCAUAAAUGACGCUGACUCUGCCACCUACCUUCAGAAAGUGAACCGUUCUCCAUCCUUUGUCAGUUCCUGCACUAUAACACUGUCUCUUCCUCGGGAGAUGAUGACCUCAGCCUCUGUCUGUGGAGAGGAGAGUGAGGAUCAUACAAACAGAUCUCCCAGCCCAAACACCACUGUCUCUAACUUACAUACAACUAUUCCACAAGCACCACUUAGUGAAGAGGAGAGUGAGGAUCAUACAAACAGGAGAUCUCCCAGCCCAAACACCACUGUCUCUAACUUACAUACAACUAUUCCACAAGCACCACUUAGUGAAGAUGAAGAUCCAUCUGUGAAAUGUGACAUGAAUGAUUAUGCCUGUGAAUCCUCUUUAGGAUCGUCAGCUCGAAGACAUUUGUUCUCAACAACAAAGAAUUCAACCGACACAAAGGACCCUGUAAAUGUGUUACCACACAGCUGCUCCUCUUCUGAUGAGCGAACAGCCUCGUUUUCACUUGGUGUACAUCCUAUAGAUUCCGAUGCUAGCAGCAGCUUUUACGAGAGUGGACACGCUGACGAUAGUCUUUCUGAUGACAGUUUGUUAGAAUUUACAUCUGCAGUGUAACCACAUUUAAAUGUAUCACUGUUUACCAUCAGGUCUGAGAGAUGGUAGUCUGUCUGAUGACACCUUAUGGUACUUACCAUUCUUAAAUUAUUGCAUGAUUGUCUCUCUAAUGACAGCUUUGUUAGAUUAUACAGUUUAAUUAUUCUUAGAUCAUCAAAGCUAUGAUAGAUCAUUUGUAUGAUAAUUAUUUAAUUGAUGGAAAAUUCUCGGAAAUAUAUGCAGUAGUCUCCCCUUGAUAUAUACAAAGUUUGACUGGAAUUAAUAGUUGUCACUUUUACCUCAAAUAUGAAGAAAUAUCUUUUAGAGGUAAGAAAGGUUUCACAAUCUCUUGAGAUGUAAUGGUAUUGUUUUGUGAUUAUUUAACAUUUGAAAUAUUUGAACGUUAACUUUAAUGAACUCAUUGAAGAGGAAUUUAAUGAGUCGUCAUAAUAUUAUAAUGAGUGUGAGUUAAAGAGAAUUUUUAUAUUGUAAAUAUCACUUUGUUGAAGGAAGGUUUUGAAAGGGAAAAAUGGAUGAAAGGUCAAGUUAAGGUAACCCAGAUACAGAAGGUAUGAAAAGGGAAGAAAUAAAUGUAUGUUUGUACAAGGAAGAAUUUGAUAUGACAUAUGGAUGUGUGAGAUAAUGGACCAAUGAAGCGGCCUGUGAUUCUUUUUGUUCAUUCCGCAUAAUGAUAAGGCAGAAUGCCUUUCAUUUGAAUUUUUAUUUGUGUCAGUGUUAUACUUUACAUACACAAUAUAUAACUGGAGCAGGAUUUUUUUAUCACUUUUACAUGUAUUUGUAUUUCAUUGUUUUAACUGGAAUCUGUUGUUUAUGAAUUGUUACAACUACAAUGAGCUGUUUGCUUUUGUGUUUGCUUACUUGAUAUUUGGAUUACCUAUUCCAUGUGCCUUGGUCAGCAGCUAAAACGUUUAUGUAAAAGGGAAGAUAACUUGCUUCAUGGAAUUGUUCCAUGUGCCUUGGUCUGCAGCUAAUAUGUUAAUGGCAAAGGGGAGAUAACUUGCUUCAUUUACAUUAAUUUUAAUUUAUUCUAUAAAUGUCUUUGGUCAUGUCGUUUUUAUAUCUUUAACUUACCCAGUUAUUCUGAUGUAAAGGUUUAUUUCCAGAAGAGCGACAAAGAUAUUGCUGCAAAAUAAAUUAAGAUUUGACUUUGGAUAUCAAAGACAUUUUAAUGUCUAGUUAUUGUUGUUGGUUAUUACAAGUUUAACUAUAACCUGAGAACUGAUCUACAUUAUGUAAUGUUCUGUGGUUAUAGUCAGGUAUGACAUAUGUU